GAGACGGAGCCGGGACCCUGUGCGCCCGCCCAGCCGCGUCCCGUCGCGGGUACACAGCCACACACCCUGUCGCGCUCCGGCCACCGCCACCACCUCGGCCACCGCCAAUGAAACCCCUCCCGCUCCUAGUGGGUUUUUCCACUUUGCUGAAUUGUUUCUACGCUCAAAAUUGCACCAAGACACCUUGUCUUCCAAAUGCAAAAUGUGAAAUACGGAAUGGAAUUGAAGGCUGUUAUUGCAACAUGGGAUUUUCAGGAAACGGUGUCACAAUUUGUGAAGAUGAUAAUGAAUGUGGAAAUUUAACCCAGUCCUGUGGUGAAAAUGCUAACUGCACUAACACAGAGGGAAGUUACUAUUGUAUGUGUGCAGCGGGUUUUAGAUCCAGCAGUAACCAAGACAGGUUUAUCACUAAUGAUGGAACCAUCUGCAUAGAUAUAGAUGAGUGUAAUGAAUCAGCUGCCUGUGGUGAUCAUGCAGUAUGUGAAAACGUGGAUGGUGGGUAUAACUGCUCCUGCAAAGAAGGUUAUCAGGCAUCCACAGGAAAUGCACAGUUCACACCUAAUGAUGGCACUUACUGCCAAGAAAAUGUGAAUGCAGACUGUCAUUUAGAUAAUGCCUGUAUUGCUGCAAAUAUUCAUAAAACUUUAACAAAAAUUAGACGAAUAGACCAACCUGUGGCUUUCCUGCAAGAAGUCUAUAGAAAUUCUGUGAAAAAUCUUUCACCAACGGAUAUAAUUACAUAUAUAGAAAUAUUAGCAGAAUCAUCACCAUUAUUGGGUUAUACGAAUAGCACUAGCUCAGACAAGGACACCCUUGCUAAUUCAACUCUUGCUGAAUUUGUAAAAACUGUGAAUAAUUUUGUUCAAAAGGAAACAUUUAUAUCUUGGGACAAGUUACCUACGAAUCGUAGAAGAACUCAUCUUACAAAACUGAUGCAUGCUGCCGAACAAGCUACCUUAAAUAUAUCUCAGAACUUCCAAAAGACCACUCAGUUUUAUACUAAUUCAAGUGAUGUAGCUCUGAAAGCUUUCUUUUUUGACUCACAUCACAUGAAACAUACACACCCCCAUAUGAACGUGGACAGAGAUUAUGUAAAGAUAUUUCCAAAGAGAAAAGCUGCAGAUGAUUCAAAUGGCAAUGUUGCAGUUGCAUUUUUAUAUUAUAAGAGUAUUGGUCCCUUGUUUUCAUCAUCUGACAAAUUCUUAUUGGACACUCAAAGUUAUGAUAAUUCUGAAGAGGAAGAAAGAGUCAUCUCAUCAAUAAUUUCAGUCUCAAUUAGCUCGAAUCCACCCACAUUGUAUGAACUUGAAAAAAUAACAUUUACAUUAAGUCACAUAAAGAUCACAGAUAAACAUAGGAGUCAAUGUGCAUUUUGGGACUACUCGCCUGACAAUAUGAGUGGCAACUGGUCUUCAGAGGGCUGUGAGCUGACAUAUUCUAAUGAGACCCACACCUCAUGCAGCUGUAAUCACUUGACACAUUUUGCAAUUUUGAUGUCUUCUAGUACUUCCAUUGGUAUUAAAGAUUAUAAUAUUCUUACAAGGAUCACUCAACUAGGAAUAAUUAUUUCACUGAUUUGCCUGGCCAUAUGCAUUUUUACCUUCUGGUUCUUCAGUGAAAUUCAAAGCACCAGGACAACAAUUCACAAAAAUCUUUGCUGUAACCUUUUCCUUGCUGAACUUGUUUUUCUAGUUGGGAUCAAUACAAAUUCUAAUAAGCUCUUCUGUUCCAUCAUUGCUGGCCUGUUGCAUUACUUCUUUUUAGCUGCCUUUGCAUGGAUGUGCAUUGAAGGCAUCCACCUGUAUCUCAUUGUGGUGGGAGUCAUCUACAACAAGGGAUUUUUGCACAAGAAUUUUUAUAUCUUUGGAUAUCUCAGCCCAGCUGUGGUAGUUGGAUUUUCAGCAUCAUUAGGUUAUAGAUAUUAUGGCACCACCAAAGUAUGUUGGCUGAGCACAGAAAACAACUUUAUCUGGAGUUUUAUAGGACCAGCAUGUCUAAUCAUUCUUGUGAAUCUCUUGGCUUUUGGAGUUAUCAUAUACAAAGUUUUUCGUCACACUGCAGGGUUGAAACCAGAAGUUAGUUGCUAUGAGAACAUAAGGUCUUGUGCCAGAGGAGCCCUUGCUCUCUUGUUCCUUCUUGGCACCACCUGGAUCUUUGGGGUUCUCCAUGUUGUACAGGCAUCAGUGGUGACAGCGUACCUCUUCACCAUCAGCAACGCCUUCCAGGGCAUGUUCAUUUUCUUAUUCCUGUGUGUUUUAUCUAGAAAGAUCCAAGAAGAAUAUUAUAGAUUGUUCAAAAAUGUCCCUUGUUGUAUUGGAUGUUUAAGGUAAACAGAGGGAACUAUGGAUAAUUAAUUAUUAGUACACAAAAAUAAAAAAGCAUAGCUGUGGAUGGCCAAUGUAUAAAAAUGACUCAAACAAAUUAUCCAAUUAUUACCAGAUAAUCAAAUAUUUUAAAUCAGUUUUUCUGUUUACAGUGUAGGAACUGUAUAUAAGAGAUAUUAUGUACUGUAUAGUUAUAGUAUGCUUCCCUAUAUGACUUAGUUAUGUCAAAAAUAGUGUUGCAAAUAUUUGGAAAGUAAUUGGUUUCUUGAGAGUGAUAUCACUAUGCCCAAGGAAAGAUUUUCUAAUGCUAGAAAUAUAUGAAUGUCCUGAAGGAAACCACUGGCUUGAUAUUUUUUACUUAUGUUGCCUUUGAAACUAGUCUCCUAUCACCUUGGUAAUGAGCUCUGUUACAGAAAGUGGAACAUAAGAGAAUGAAAGGGCAGAAUAUAAAACUGUAAAAAGGGAAUGGCUAUUAUAACAAUGGGAUGUAUUUUGAGUAAACUUGUUUUUUUGGUAAACUAGAUGAAAAAUUAUAGAGAUAAAAUAAAGAAUUGAAUAAACACAUAUUACCAUUUCAUGAAUUGUUCUAAACAUAAAUUUUUACUAUAAUAACUUGGACCUGUAUUUCUACUAUAAUAAAAUGGACCUCCAUUUUAUUUUCUAAUAUUCUAAAAACCACAAAAGAAAAAGAACAUACAUUUCUGUUCUGUUUUAGGUUAACAUUAGAAUAAGGUAUAUGCUAUUUCUAUACUUAUUUCACAGUCUGUGAUUUCAAGAGCUUAAUCAGUGAUACAUAAAUGCAUCAAAAUAUAAUAUUGUUCAUGCCUGUAAAUGUUGUUCAUGCCUGUAAAUAAAGCUGAAAUAUUCUAUUCUGUAACCUUUAAGUGCAGUGAAAAAUAUUGUAUCUCAUUAGACUAAGUAUAUUUGAGUUCUUUAUGUUUUGAAUUUUAGAAGUAUUGUACUUCACAUUACGGUAUUCCCAUUUAACUUGCUAGUUUGAAAAGGGCAUUGUAAAUAUAAAAGUAUUCAUAAAGUGAAUAGCUGUUUUUUUCUGUUCAGAAAAGUACACACUUAAAAGUGUUAUUUAUAACAAAGAAAUCACUACGAACUACAGAAAUUUUCAUAGUGGAUCUAUUUUCUGACAGUUUCCCACUAUCUAUUAAAGCAUAUCUGCUUAAAUGUAUGGCUUCUAUCUAUCGUCAAAUCUUCUCAUUAAAAUGUAGAAGCAGUGACAAGAUUUCAAAAAUAUAUCAUUGUUCUGCACCUACCUGUAAAAGUACACUGAUACACUAAACGUUGUGAUUUUAAAUUAAUUUUUUCAGCUGUUGAAAUGAAGUCUGUCAAUUCUUGCUCUAACAAAUAAAAUGUUAUCUAAAUGAAU
Molecule: messenger RNA, 3705 nt
Organism: Hipposideros armiger (great roundleaf bat)
Lineage: Eukaryota; Metazoa; Chordata; Mammalia; Chiroptera; Hipposideridae
Gene: ADGRL4
Product: adhesion G protein-coupled receptor L4
Exons: 16
Coding region: 108-2330 (740 amino acids)
Biological process (GO): adenylate cyclase-activating G protein-coupled receptor signaling pathway; cell surface receptor signaling pathway
Cellular component (GO): plasma membrane
Molecular function (GO): G protein-coupled receptor activity; calcium ion binding
Source: RefSeq, a predicted model, not a curated record